UCCCCCCCCCCCCCCACACACACAGGGACACCCCCUAGGCCGAGCACCAGCUGAAGAGGAGGACGAAAAAUGUACUCUGACUGUGAGCUGCGUCUCACCAGAAGAGGUCCUGCCUCAGAUCUCCUCCCUCAGACUGGUUGAGACGCUCCGGUUGUGUUUUGAUACUUUUCUCUUGAGUUUUUUUUUUUACUCAUCCUCACUGGAGUGAGAGAGUGAAGACAUUUUGAAGACCCAGAGGUUUUUGCUGUGGGAGCACCGUUACUUGGAGUAGCUGCUAAUAGACGGAGACCUCCAGUCUUUCUUUGUCUUCCCCUGUCUGUGGUGUUUGUGGUGUGUGUGUGAGUGCUUGUCGGUUGGCAUCGGUGAGAGCCGUCUCCCUUCCCUCCGUCAGGAUGUUUGCAGUUCAGCUGCUACUGGUCCCGCUGGCGCUGUGGGCUCUGCAAGCGUCUCUAUGCCAUGGAGCGUGUGUGGAGGUGGACUCUGACACUGACGCAGUGGUCAAUGAAGGCUUUAAGCUGGGCUGUAUCUCCUGUAAGAUGAGGGGCGAGGUGCCCGCCGAGGCCACUGUUGAAUGGUCCUUCAUGCCCAAAGGGGAGAGCGAGUUCACAAAAAUCUACAGCUACGAGGACCUAAUGAGCGACAUUCCGGACGAGCGCUUCUACGAGCGUCUGGACUGGAACGGCAGCAAGAAGACCAAGGACCUGCAGGACGGCUCCAUCUACAUCCUGAACGUGACGUGGAACGACACGGGUACCUACCGCUGCAUCUUCAACCGCACCCUCACCUUCACCUCCUACGAGUUCCACACCAACGCCACCAAGAUCGUCCAGCUCAACGUGGUGCCAAGACUGACCAGGGGGAUAGCGUCCAUCUUGUCUGAGGUGAUGAUGUAUGUCACCAUCAUUGGGCUGCAGGUAUGGCUGGUGGUAGAGAUGAUUUACUGCUACAGGAAGAUAUCAGCACAAGGCGAGGAAGCAUUGAGAGAGAGCGCGGCGGAGUACUUAGCUAUCGCUUCGGAAAGUAAAGAGAACUGUGCAAUGGUGGCAGUGACAGAAUAGCACUGGUUAAAGAAUGGCUCCAAACGACGAAUAGCUCUCGAUAGCUCUUCGACACUUCUCCACUUCACCCCUUCUUCCAGACUUCCAUCAUGACACCAUCUCAUUACCCCAUCCAAGAGGAGCAGCCAAGAGGCUUGUCC
Messenger RNA from Oncorhynchus nerka (sockeye salmon), 1198 nucleotides. It is a transcript of the gene scn1ba, whose product is annotated as sodium channel, voltage-gated, type I, beta a. The transcript is spliced from 6 exons. Bases 393 to 1058 code for a protein of 221 amino acids. The record is from RefSeq and is a predicted model, not a curated record. Gene Ontology annotation, biological process: cardiac muscle cell action potential involved in contraction; sodium ion transport; regulation of sodium ion transmembrane transporter activity. Gene Ontology annotation, cellular component: voltage-gated sodium channel complex. Gene Ontology annotation, molecular function: sodium channel inhibitor activity; transmembrane transporter binding. NCBI's taxonomy places the organism in Eukaryota, Metazoa, Chordata, Actinopteri, Salmoniformes, Salmonidae.